Amphibalanus amphitrite is the source of this 2571-nucleotide messenger RNA. Its product is annotated as alpha-(1,3)-fucosyltransferase C-like. The transcript is spliced from 3 exons. Gene Ontology annotation, cellular component: membrane. The coding region runs from base 271 to 1863 and encodes 530 amino acids. Gene Ontology annotation, molecular function: alpha-(1->3)-fucosyltransferase activity. The record is from RefSeq and is a predicted model, not a curated record. NCBI's taxonomy places the organism in Eukaryota, Metazoa, Arthropoda, Thecostraca, Balanomorpha, Balanidae.
GUGCAGUGUCGGGCGGCACGGCGGCGGCGGAGCACAGUGCGUGCCGAACAGUGACAGCGACGAGCCGAGAACCGUGGCUGGAGGGUUCUGUCAGAACUAUAGCAACUCAAGUGACCAGGACUAGACUGAGUGCUACUUCAACCAGUCGUCGGCUGUUCAAAGCCGGGCCCGCAGCGGCCCAGGCCGUGUGCAGCCGAAAUCGACUGGCAGCGUUCAUCAGGCGUUCAGCUCCGCGGCCAGGCGUAAACUCGAAGACCGAAAAGCACCAAAAUGACGGUCCCGCAAGCCUGCACAGCACUAAGGAUGCCCACCCGCUGCGGUCGUCUGCUGCUGCUGGUGCCACUACUGGUCGUGGCGCUGAAUGUCUGGUGGGGCGGCUGGCGGCCGCCGCUCGACGUCCCGGCCGGCCGGCCUCUGCUGCACAGAGAGGACAGCGCAGACACCGCGCGCAUCAUCAGUCAGGCCGUCUGGCAGGCAUCCAAACUGGAUCCGUCUCAACCCAUUAGCCAACAGCCGCCGAUCCACGGUCCCAGGUCGUCCACUCGACCACCCUACAACCAACAACCGGGACCCACAGGUCCCCAGUUGUUCACUCAGCUGUCCACCAAGCAGCCGCAGCCACACGGAGGUUCUUCUCCAUCUCCUCGGCCCACUGUCAGCCCACAGUCGUCAGAGAAGUCCCCUAAUCCCAUCCCUCGGAUCCCACUCAAACACCAGAAACCAAACGAAAGUUCGUCUCCGCAGCCGGCUCCCGGCAAUCCGACAGUAGCUUUGCAAUCGACCGAGAAGGAUUCCUGGUCCUCACAAAUUGUUCGACUGCCACCAAAAUCGAUUCCCGAAAAGUCAUUAAAACCGAACGGCACGCGCACCAUCCUCUUCUGGAACAAGUUCUACAACAACGCCGACUUCUACGUCGGCUAUGGCAAGAAGCCGUUCAUCGGCUGCCCGCAGAGCAACUGCGCCACGACCAGCAACCGGUCGCACUUGGCGCAAGCGGAUGCCGUUCUCUUCCACAUGCUGAACGCGGUGCUGCCGCUGCCGGCACGCCUGCCGCACCACCGCUUCGUGUUCUUCCUGAAGGAGCCACCGAUGCUGGCCCACAUCCGCAGCCCCAAGUACCGUGGUGUGUUCAACCUGACGAUGACGUACCGUCGCGACUCGGACGUGGUGAACGACUACUUCUCCACGCUGUCCGGCGCCGAGCUGACGCCGCUGCCCGACAUCGGCAACCGCUCCAAGCCCGUCGCCUGGAUCGUGUCCCACUGCGAGACGCCCAGCGGCCGCGAGCUGUACGUCGACGAGCUGCAGCGCUACAUCGACGUCGACAUAUACGGCAAGUGCGGCCCGCUGAAGUGUCCGACCAAAGCGCACGGUGGCAAAAACCGCUAUGAGUGCUACCGGACCGUAGCCAAACACUACCACUUCUACCUGGCGUUCGAGAACUCGCAGUGCAGAGACUAUGCGACGGAGAAGCUGUCUCUGCCGCUGCGCUACGGCAUGGUGCCUGUGGUGCUGGGAGACAGCCGGCACCUGUACGAACGCAUCGCGCCGCCCGGCUCCUUCAUCCACAUCAGCGACUUCGCCGGACCGCAGGAGCUGGCCGAGCACCUGCACUACCUGAUGUCCAACCGGACGGCGUACCAGCGCUACUUCCAGUGGCGGAGCCGGUACCACGUGGUGGACGGCACCGGCUGGUGCCGGCUGUGCAGCUACCUGCACGAGCAGCACGCGCCGCAGUACUACGACGAUAUGGGCAGCUGGUGGGUGGACGGCGGCGCCUGCAACUACGACACCGUCAUACCGGAGCCGCCGACCGGCGACGAGACGGCCGCGGCGCGAGCCGGCAGCAGCGGCGCAGCGUGACGAGCGCCGGCCGCCCAGCCGCGGCUGGUGGCCGCGCGCCUCCGCACCUCCCUCAUCACACCAGGGGGCUGGAGUACUCCUCGACUGCGGGUGUUUUAACGUUGUGGCCUUGUAAACGCUGUGAGAUGAGGCAUAAUGUCCGUCAAUGUGCAAUGUUCUUGCUGUCCGGGUCGACCAUGUUUGGCUAACACGUACUUUGUAGUUCGAGUGGUGGGCAACAAUAGUGCUAGCUAAUUGAUCCAGAUAGAAUGGAGACGGUACCUUUCGCAUGUGAUUAGCAUGAGUUAGCGUUUUGAGCGAGCAUUGGUCGUUGAGCUAGGAUAGGGGCAGACUACGCCAAGCUGUGCGGACAGCAGACACAUGAAAACUUCUGUCUGAAAUUUCUACUAAUUAGCAAAAAUGUUGGUAUGUUUGUGAAAAAAAAAAACGAGAUACGAAAUGUACACACUAGCUCUGACUAGAAAGAGUCCUUACAUUAAUAUCAAUCCAUCCGUCCACACACCUUGAAUUGUACUCACAAAUACUUAUGUCAUGGCAGCAAUGUAAUAGUGAGAAAUGGCUCACGGUUCCACCCGCAAAACGCCAUGACAUUCCCAAUUAGGUUACCAAUGAACAUCAGUGAUAAAGCUGUCCGGCAAAGGCAGUAGAGUGAGCAUUUCAUGCUUUGAAUGACUUAUUUAUUAAAUAGCUCAUGAGUGAAUGUAGGAG